AUGCAGAAACGAACAAUAUUAUGGUACAUGACUUUUUGGGGUUUUGGAAUGAAUUUCAUGCUACGAAUGAAUCUCAAUAUAGCAAUUGUGUCUAUGGUUCGGCCAAUAACUGUGAAAGACGGAUUAAAAAGUGAAUACUAUUCAAAUCAUAGUCUUUUGCAGAAUACAUCAUAUUUGACUGACUCUAACACAGAUAAUGGUAAUGUCUUCGAAUGGGAUGAACACCAACAGAAUAUAGCUAAAGGAUCAUUUUUUUGGUUACAUAUGGUGUUACAAAUUCCUGGUGGUUUAUUAGCACAGAAAUUCGGAGCUAAAUCCAUAUUUGGCUAUAGUAACGGCUUAGUUGCUCUACUCACUUGUGUGAUACCUGUGUCGGCAAAAUUUAAUUUCAAUGCUUUGAUUUUAAUACGAAUUAUUCAAGGUCUCAUAGCUGGAUUAGCGUGGCCAUCAAUGCAGGCGAUGACGGGCAAAUGGAUACCACCCCACGAAAGAAGCCGUUUCGUGUCAGCAUAUUUAGGUACAUCUGUUGGAACGGCUGUGACUUACAUAGUUUGUGGUUACUUAAUGGAUUGGCUAGGUUGGGAGAGUGUGUUUUAUAUUACGGGGUCAAUUGGUUUGCUAUGGCAUAUAUGUUGGACUUAUCUUGUAUAUGAUUCACCAAGAAUACAUCCGACUAUAACUGAGAAAGAACUAAAAUACAUAGAAAACAGUCUAGGCAACUCUAUAGUAAAAAAUGUAUCUUCUUCAACACCUUGGAAAUCAAUUUUGACGUCUUUGCCUUUAAUGGUGAACAUCAUAUCGCAAAUUGGUUAUAACUGGGGAAUGUACACAAUAUCCCUCCAAGCACCAACGUAUUUCAAAUUUGUGUUGGGUUUUAACUUAAAACAGACAGGUAUUUGGUCUGGUGUACCACAUUUGUUCCUAUGGCCAUUUGCAUUUAGUUUUGGUUGUUUAUGUGAUUAUUUAAUUCAAGCUAAAAUAAUGUCCAUAACGAACGUACGCAAACUGGCUUGCGUUUUCAGUAACAUAGUUCAUGGCCUCUUUAUAUUGACGUUUGCAUAUUCUGGGUGUAACGAGACCUUUGUCAUAUUUAAUUUGGUGUGUGCCGUGGUCGUGAGUGGUGCAAUUUCUUCGGGAGCACUUCCAGGAAUUGUGGAUCUAGCUCCAAAUUUUGCGGGAGUGUUACAAGGCAUAAAUGGAACAAUUGUGAUAUUUUGCAUUAGCAUUUCACCAUACAUUGUGGGAUUGAUCACAUAUCAACAGCAAACCAUAGAACAAUGGAAAAAAGUAUUUAUUGUAUCAGCGGCAUUUUGUUCAUUAACAGGAAUUGCAUUUUUGAUUUUUGGAAGUUCUAAAUUACAAAAAUGGAAUAAUGAGGAGCAGAAAGAUGUAAAAGAGAUUCAACCUAUAGUGUGA
Molecule: messenger RNA, 1416 nt
Organism: Macrosiphum euphorbiae (potato aphid)
Lineage: Eukaryota; Metazoa; Arthropoda; Insecta; Hemiptera; Aphididae
Source: the annotation of a GenBank genome assembly